Messenger RNA from Trichoderma gamsii, 2661 nucleotides. RefSeq lists its product as hypothetical. The record is from RefSeq and is a predicted model, not a curated record. Gene Ontology annotation, cellular component: RISC complex; cytosol; nucleus. Gene Ontology annotation, biological process: regulatory ncRNA-mediated gene silencing; mRNA catabolic process. Gene Ontology annotation, molecular function: RNA binding; nuclease activity. Bases 1 to 2661 code for a protein of 886 amino acids. Lineage: Eukaryota; Fungi; Ascomycota; Sordariomycetes; Hypocreales; Hypocreaceae. The transcript has a single exon.
AUGUCGAAGACCUUUAUCGGCAACGUCAAGAGUGUCUUGAGCGGCGACACCUUGAUCCUGACCAGCCCCAACAACCCCACGGCCGAACGCACGUUCUCCCUGGCAUAUGUUUCGGCCCCUCACCUGAAGCGAGAGGGGGAUGAGCCUUUUGCUUUCCAAUCCCGCGAAUAUCUUCGAAAUCUCGUUGUUGGCAAGCCUGUCCAAUGCACAGUUCUCUACACCAUUCCUACGACCGGUCGCGAGUUUGGUACUGCUCAGCUCAAAGAUGGAACUCUCCUUCCCGAUGAACUUAUCAAGGCUGGUUGGCUAAAGGUCCGCGAGGAUGCAGGCCGUAAGGAGGAAUCGGAGGAGCUUCUCGAUAGACUCGAGACGCUUCGAUCCCUUGAAUCUGAGGCCAAGUCCAACUCCAAGGGUCUGUGGUCAGGAGUCAACGGCACCAUCGAAGUUCAGAACGACCUGGGCGGCCCUGAAUUCCUGACACAGUGGAAAGGCAAGACCGUAGACGGCAUUGUCGAGAGAGUGCUGAGUGGUGACCGAUUGCUGGUUCGCUUGUUGCUUUCUGAUAAGAAACACGUGCAGCCCCUGACUCUCCUUGCCGGUGUCCGAACUCCAUCCACCGAGCGUACGCUUCCUUCUACCGGCGCCACACAGCCUGCCGAGGAGUAUGGAAAUGAGGCCAAAGCAUUCGUCGAGACAAGGUUGCUCCAGCGCCAGGUCAAGGUUGAGAUUGUUGGUGCCAGCGCCCAGGGACAGCUUAUUGCCAAUGUCAUUCACCCCCGGGGCAACAUUGCCGAUUUUCUGCUCCAGGAGGGACUGGCCAGGUGCAAUGACUUCCAUUCUACCAUGCUAGGAGAGAAGAUGGCUCCUCUGAGAGCCGCCGAGAAGAAGGCUCAGUCUCAAAAGGUUCGCCUACACAAGCAUCACGUUGUCAAGGCAGAGACUGGAGACAAGGAGAUGACCGUCACCAAGAUCAUUGGUGCCGAUACCAUUCUGGUCAAGGCCAAGGGCGAUAGUGCAGAGAAGAGGAUCAGCUUCAGCAGCAUCCGUGGGCCUCGAACCAACGAGCCCUCCGAGGGCCCCUUCAGAGACGAGGCAAAGGAAUUCCUGAGAUCAAAAUUGAUUGGAAAGCACGUCAAGGUCAGCGUUGACGGAACCAAGCCUCCUUCUGAAGGCUUCGAGGCCAGAGACGUGGCCACAGUUACCGAAAAGGGCAAAAACAUUGGCCUUGCGCUGGUAGAAGCUGGCUGGGCUUCUGUCAUCAGACACAGGAAAGAUGAUACCGAUAGGGCUCCCAACUACGACGAGCUUCUUGCGGCUCAAGAGACGGCCAAGGAGGAGAAGAAGGGUAUGUGGUCUGGGAAGCCUCAAAAGGCUAAGCAGUACCUGGAUCUCUCAGACAACAUUCAGAAGGCCAAGAUUAUGCUUGCUACACUACAGCGUCAGAAGAGGGUGCCUGCUAUUGUUGACUUUUGCAAGGCCGGUUCUCGAUUUACCAUCUUGAUUCCCCGCGAGAACGUCAAGCUGACCUUGGUUUUGGGUGGUAUCCGCGCCCCAAGAGCCCCUCGCGCUGAUGGACAAGGUGGCGAGCCUUUUGGCAAGGAGGCUCUCGACCUGGCCAACCGACGAUGCAACCAGAGGGAUUGUGAGGUGAAUAUUCAUGAUAUGGACAAGGUCGGUGGAUUCAUCGGCGAACUGUACAUUGGCCGUGAAAACUUUGCCAAGGUCCUCAUUGAAGAGGGUUUGGCCUCAGUACACGCCUACUCUGCCGAGAAGUCAGGAAACUCUGUCGAGCUUUUCGCAGCCGAGAAGAAGGCAAAGGAGGCCAGAAAUGGUCUGUGGCAUGACUAUGACCCUUCACAAGAGGAGGAGAAUGCCGAUGAGGGUGCCGAGGAGAACGGCACUCCUGAGGCGGAAGUCACAUUCGACAAGAAGCCAGCUGAUUACCGAGACGUGAUCAUUACCAACAUUGAUGGAAACGGAAGACUCAAGAUUCAAGAGAUUGGAAAGGGCACAGCAGCUUUGGAAUCUCUGAUGAGCGAGUUCCGAAAGUUCCACAUCGAUUCCAAGAACAGCAAGCCCCUUGCGGACGCUCCCAAGACUGGAGAAUUCGUGUCUGCCAAGUUCUCAGCCGAUGGCCAGUGGUACCGUGCCCGAGUCCGAGCCAAUGACCGCACAGCCAAGCAGGCAGAGGUUGUAUAUGUAGACUACGGCAACAGCGAGAAGAUUGCGUGGUCCAGCCUGCGGUCCUUGGACCAGACCAAGUUUGGUGUCCAGAAGCUCAAGGCUCAAGCCAUCGAUGCAUCGCUGUCGUUUGUCCAGCUGCCAACCGCCGCGCACUACUUUGAGGAUGCUGUUGGCUUGAUCUAUGAGCUGACUGAGGGUAAGCGCCUGGUUGGCAACUUUGAUUUUGUCGACAGCAAGGAGAACAUUAGCUACAUCACGCUCUACGACACCAAGGGAGACGGCUCUCUGCCCGGACCCAAUGACUCCAUCAAUAAGGAGAUUGUAGCCAGCGGAUACGGCAUGGUGCCCAAGAAGCUCAAGGCUUGGGAGCGCAGCAAGGCUUUUGAGUCGUACCUGAAGCACCUGCGGGAAGUUGAGGGCCAGGCGAAGCAGGAUAGGCAGGGUAUGUGGGAGUAUGGUGAUAUCACUGAGGAUUAA